Messenger RNA from Apiotrichum porosum, 1938 nucleotides. RefSeq lists its product as uncharacterized. Gene Ontology annotation, biological process: TORC2 signaling. Gene Ontology annotation, cellular component: TORC2 complex. The record is from RefSeq and is a predicted model, not a curated record. Lineage: Eukaryota; Fungi; Basidiomycota; Tremellomycetes; Trichosporonales; Trichosporonaceae. The transcript has a single exon. Bases 1 to 1938 code for a protein of 645 amino acids.
AUGGUGCCCGCAGCACCACCGCCGAGCCAGCUGGCCGUGCCGCCACAGCAGGUUCCCACCACAUCACGGCGCAAAGACGCAUUCGCAGCUCUGCCAGCCCUCAUGUCGCCCGCGAGGCUCACCUCGACUCUUGGCCAAGGACCACUGUCCGCCUCGGCGUCCGCGAGCCCCAGCCCGUCGCCGACGAGCCACCAGCCUUCUCCCAGACCUACACUGUCGCUCGACGUGCGUGAUCCCCGUGCCGGCGCGACAGAGAAGCGCCUGCCGUCCCUGCCGUCUCCAGGUCGCGCGGCGAGCGUCAAGGGCUGGGCGUUGGGUGCGUACGACAACAAGCUCGUGUCCUCGACGCUCUCGCAGCUGCCCCCGCUGCCCCCGCUUUCCCCAGGCGGUAUGAGCAGCACAGGAUCAAACAUCUCGGGUUUUUCUGGCCCCAGCUUCUCAGGCAUGGGACAAGCACACCACCUCGGCACGUCACCAAACUACGGCGCGUCGAGCCUGAGCCUGAGCAGCAUGCACCCGCCUAUCCCACGGACACGCACCUCGUCCAACCCGGGCGCUGGUAUCCUCGUCUUGCCAGAUGGCACAAAGCUCGCCACCUCGGGCGACCCCUUGUCGCAGGCCCCGACCAACAUGCACCAGACAAUGGCCCACUCGUCGCCCAACUCGCCCUGGUCGCUGCUCACCGUCCACGUCCUGCCGGUGUUUGCGGGCAGUCCGCUCAAGACACCACUCGAGGACCUGAACCAGCUGUGCAACUCACACAUUAUGGCCACUAGCCAGCGCGUGCCCGCGUCCAGGCUCGUGGCAGUGUUCACCUCCGACUUGCGCGAGUUUAUUGCAUCGGGCAUGCUCACUCUCAAGGCCAAGUUUGAGACGCUGGAAGAAGCAAAGGUGGUUGCGCGGGCGGCCGAAGUGUGGAACUUCUUCUGGGGCCAGAUCCUGCCCUAUGUCGAAGGUGUGUUCCUCCCCUUUUCCCAAGUACGCGAUGUGCCCUCGACUUCUUCAGCGAGGACGGCAGCUCCGCCCAUCGUGCCCUCGACACCCAUUCCCGUCCGCCAGAUCCUUCUCUCCGGCUUUCUGCUCCACAUUCUUCUCCCCCUCCUCCCUCGCCUCAUCCCCCUCCUCUCCGACUAUCCUGGGUCCUAUGCUGCGGGCGGCCAACGCCAGCCACAGCAGCAAAGAGGCGCGACGGAGCUGCCUCGUCUUCUCCAAAUGUCCCUUGUGCUCGCCACACAGGCGCAGUACUCUGCCUUCUUCCCCGUGCGCGACCUCGCCGAGGCCGAGGCACGCGACGAGGAGACGCGCGAGCACGUCGAGGAGCUCGGGCGCGCUGUCCGCUGGAGCAUGGCCGUGGCCUCGGGCGUCGUCGACGAGUUUGGAUACACGGCCGACGAGCGGGACGUGCCUCUGGAGUAUGGCGGAGACGAGCAGACUGCGGUGGGAGACACAACCGCCGCCGCCGCCAGGCCGGGACUGAAGCGCGGGCCGUCGGUCUCGCAGGCUGGCCGGCUGCGCCCGCGCGCGAGGACCCUCAUCAACGACGAAGCCGCCAACGGCUCCAGCCAAGGCCAACCGCAAGCGCAAGGACAGACGUACAAUGCGCGCUGGGGACGCCCGCGGAUCGACGAAGACGACGAGGACGCCGAGAGCACGCUCAACACCAACGGCCAGAUGUUUGCGCGUCCCACCGGUACCCUGGGCGCAACGCUGGGUGCAGGGGGCACCAUCUCUGCGGCCACGAGCGUCGCGCCGAGUACUGUGCGCGGCGGCGAGAGCCUGGCGACCAUCACCGACCAGAGGACACCUGUGGGAGCUGCACCCGGACCCGGUGCGGGUGGGGAGUACAGGCGGCGACAUGACAGGACGUACUCGUCCGGCGAGAGCGACCUGACGACUGCGAGCAGCAUGCUCAGCUGGGGUGCGCCCAGGAAGAAGUGA